AUGAGCGGCCCCGGUGUUGGAUUCGAGUACCCCCGCCAGCCCGUUUCCUGGGUCAAGCGCGAUGUGCUGCUCUUUGCGAACACCAUUGGUGCUACCGACGACGAGCUUCACUUCCUCUAUGCAAGUUUUCUCCUCUCAUCUGACUUUUAUGACUUGAGCUCCAUCGCCUCAAUCGACACUGCGAUCAACCCAGCUAACACCGAGCCAGCAUUCAAGGGCGACACCCAGGAGGUUGUCGACUUCUACGCCGCCCAGAAGGCCGUCCAGAUCCCCAACGUUCCUUCGUUCGAUGCCCGCCGCGUCGUCGAUGGCCAGCGCAAGAUUGUGCUUCACAAGACCAUCCCCCCCACUUCGGCCGGCAAGAAGUUCGAAGUCCGAACCAAGGUUCUCGGUGUUUACGAUAAGGGCCGUCCCGGCUCCGUCGUCGAGACCCAGACCGACCUGGUAGAGCUUCCCAGCAACGAGGUCUACGCCAGCGUCAUCACCAGCAGCUUCUAUAUCGCCCAGGGCAACUGGGGCGGCCCCAAGGGCCCCGCGACCGAGAACUUCCCUCCCCCGAAGGACAAGAAGCCUGAUGCCACCUUCUCCCAGGCUACGAACAAGGAGUCAGCGCUCCUCUACCGCCUCAAUGGAGAUUACAACCCCCUGCACGCGACCCCUGAGCCCGGCAAGAAGAUGGGCUUCCCCGGAGCUAUCAUGCACGGACUGUACUCCUGGAACUCGACCGCCCACGGUCUGCUGAAGGCCCUCGGUGGCAGUGACCCUGCCAACAUCAAGGAGUACCAGGCGCGCUUCGCCAGCCCCGUCAUGCCUGGUGACAAGCUGGUGACAGAUGCCUGGAGGACAGGCGAUGUCAAGGAUGGAUGGGAAGAAGUUCGCUUCCAGACCAAGGUCGAGGGUGGAAAGAUCGUUCUGAGCAACGGUCGCGCGCUGUUGAAGGUUGUGGAGUCCCCCAAGUCGAAGUUUGUGGUUGUUGGCAUGUUUGUGAUUGGUAUUGCGAAAGAGCUCACGUACUUGAGUCUCCAUUUUGGACAUCUCAGCGGUGACGACAACUUGCUGGGGCCCGUCGCUGGCACGUCAGGCAGCUGGCUGGGCGUAGAAUGGGACGACACCGGACGCGGGAAACACGACGGCCAACAUAAAGACGUCCGAUACUUUUCAUGUCUCUCAAAAGCCCCCACUGCCGCUUCAUUCGUGCGGCCAACCCGCCGCGCCGACGCUGCGCAGAGCUUCGUCACCGCGUUACACGGCAAGUAUGCCUCUGAGGCGGUCGCGAAGCGCGAGGCGGAGAUUCAGCAGAUCGUCUUCUUUGGUAAGAAACCUGCUGAGGAGGUCGGCUUCGACAAGAUCCGCCGGCAGCUCGCGCGCGUCGAGGACUUGACCAUUGUGAUUCUCGACGGCACGCGCAUCCAGUCGGACGUCGUGGACGGGGACAAGAGCAUCAAGGAGACGAGCCCCCUCAUUUACGAGCUGGAUAUCAGCAGGAACCUGUUUGAGGAGUUUGACCAGGUGAUCAAGAUCUGUCAGGAGCUGGACGGCUUGAAAAGUUUGAGACUUAAUGGUAACCGCUUCCGAGUCAUCGAGACGGGAGAAACACAGGCCUUUGCAAAAGUGACUGAGCUGGAGCUUGAGGAGACACUGUUAAGCUGGGAAGCGCUCUGCGGUCUUGCUCGCAAAUUCCCGUCUCUCGAGACCUGGAGCUGCAGCUUGAACCAGUUGACCGUGCUGCCCAGCGUCUCGUUCGGAUCGCUCGCUGCUACCCUCACGACCUUGGAUCUCGAAUUCAACGAGUUCACAUCACUCUCUGACAUCGCGGCUCUGUCAUCCCUAGAGUCCCUCCGCAACCUCCACCUCAAGGGCAACAGCAUCGCCACCAUCUCCUCUCCUUCCGGCCCGAUCCCGACAUUUUCAACGAGUCUGCAGUAUCUAGACAUAUCCUAUAACGCCGUCGCAAGCUGGGCCUUUGUAGAUGCCCUCCCCACCUCAUUCCCGGGCCUCACGGCUCUCCGUUUCGCCCACAACCCAAUCUACGACCGUCCCGACCCGGACGCCGCCGCCGGCGACAACCAAACAAAGUCGACGGAUGAGGCACACAUGGUGACCAUCGGCCGUCUCGCCUCCCUCAAGGCUCUCAACUUCACAGCAAUCUCGCCCAAGGACCGCGAGAACGCAGACAUGUUUUACCUCUCCCGCAUCGCCAGGCAGCUCGCCUCCGUGCCCGAGGCCGCCGAGCCCGAAGUCAUUGCCCAACACGCCCGCUACAAGGAACUCUGCGACCUCUACGGCGCGCCGGACGUCAUCCGCCGCGACGAGAUUAACCCUACCUACCUUGAGGCUCGUCUCAUCACCGUACACUUCACCCACGUCGCGGCAGCGGCAGCACAUACAGACGGCGGCAGCCGGGACGAAGGACAGCAAGUGACCAAGACGGCCACGAUCCCCAAGUCCUGCGACGUCUACGCCGUCAAGGGGAUCGCGGGACGGUUGUUUGGUGCGGAGCCUCUGCGGCUGCGUCUGGUGUGGGAGACUGGCGAAUGGGAUCCCGUCGGCGGGUUCGACGAUGAGGAGAAUGCGGAUGAUAGCAGCGACGAGGAAGAUGCUACCGGAAGGAGCGGUGAGGGCGCUGCUGGGGCGCAGGAGGCGAGAGGAGGUAGAUGGGUCAAGAGGGAGGUUGAGCUUAGGGAUGGGCCGAGGCAGUUGGGGUUCUGUGUGGAUGGAAUGGAUGUCAACAUUCGCGUGGAAGAUAGACUGCAUUUUGUUUCGUUUGUAGCGUCUAGACUGCGUAUCAUUGCGUUUGCUGCGUCUGUACAAGCGAUAUGGGCAUGUAUGCAUCCUGCCGAGCAGAAGAUUGCAACAAACGGAAGGGCGGAGAAUAAGACAAGACAGAGCUCCGGACAGAAAUAUGACUUCACUGCCCCAUCUCCUCUUAAUCUAAAACAGCCUCAUAUCCCAUUUAUUCGGGUUGAAACCCUUGAGAGGUCCUUAGAAUCAGUACACGUCCCAACCAUGCCGCCCAAAGUCACCAACGCCACUACUUUCAACACAGCCGCUGGCAACACCAGGAAGGGCCUGUCUCACUCGAUUCACAGCCCACAAGCGGACGAUGGCCCUCAGAUACGACCGACACACUUCAUCAUUCGCGAGGGAAGCGCCAGCCCAGGGGCUAUUGUACCCGUCAUACCAGUCGACCUUCUCCCAGACUAUGUGACCAUCGUCGGCCUGCCACGUACACUGACCAUCAACGACACCACCGGCAUGUCGAAUCUGGGCACAUUCGCCAAGCCGCAGAGUCACUUUCAGCUACAGUUCGUAUCCCCAGCGCAUGAUCGUUCCACCGGAGAAAGUCCUGAGAGCCGAGAUUCUGGCCGUCCUCUCGAACCCCAGCGGGUGGGACCUGACGCUGCAAAGGUUGGCAAGCAGUCUCAUGCAACAAAGCGCGGCGGAGUCACUGAGUCUUCAAAGUCAGCUGCCUCGCAACCAACUCCCAAAAUCAUGACCGACGUCUCUCCACUCGCUCCUCCCCCUCUCCCACCCCGGGUCCUCGACUGGGCCGAAGACGACACAGACUCGGUCUCGACAGACAACUUCUCCUCGGCCGAGCUCUCCGCGCCAGACUCCUCGUCAAAGUCCUCCUCCGGCUGCAGAGACAAACGAAAACCGCUCCGACGAGUCCCGGUCACGGCUGCGGCCGCCAUCAAGGAGAGAUCGGAUGCCGAGAUCGCGGAGCGUAUGCUCGAGCUCGGUCGCAUCCAGCAGCAAGCAGUCGCUCGCAACCACCAUCACCAUCCUGCCCAGGCCCUGAAGAUGGCCGCAGCAGCGGCGGCGGCGGCGUCUCACAGCAGUGACGGCAGCACCAGAACCAGCUCCAGUAUUGCCGCCGGAACCUCGAAGCCUACCCCUCCUAAGCUCACCGCAGGGAAGCAAAAGGUAGUCCGGCCGGACGGCAGCCUCUGCCGGCACUGGUGCCAGACGGGCCAGUGCAGCUGGGGCAACGAGUGUCGCUACACGCACCAGAUGCCCCUGACGCUCGAGGGGCUCGCGGACGUCAACAUGACGGAGCUGCCGUCCUGGUGGCGCAAGCAGGCCGGCUUGCCUGCUGAAGGGACCAUUGACCCGCGCAUCUUUGCUGUCGCCACCGUUGCCACCGGUCUAAAGAAGAGCAGCAGCAGCCCCUUUCCGGCGGCAGUAGGCGUCUCUCACACUGCUCCGCCGCCGGUGGCUCUUGAGUCGUCAAGGAAGGUUGCUAGUGUGAAGCCGGGAAAGGCUGAGAGGAAGAUGGCGAGGGAGCUUCGUGGCGCGCAGUUUCGGGUCGAGAGGACGCAGGCGACAAUGUCAUCUCCAGUUGUUGCUAUUGGCAGUAAGAAGAAACUGAGUUUGGGGCGAAUGCAGAGUCAGACAAUGGGGAUUCGGCAGAUUGACGAGGUUGUUGAGAAGCUUUCAAUGCAACUCAAUUUGAUGUACUUCUCUUUCGAAAGCCACCUUGCGCAGUUGCUAGAAGCCAUUGUCAGGCUUGCUUGCAAACUUGCCAAGUCCAAUGUGACUUGCUCAAAAUUCCCAAUAUUGAAGCCGGACUUGCAUAAUCUCCGUUACGCUUUCAAGUUGAUAAUGGUUGUGGUAGAUGCUAAAUCCGUCUACUGGUUCUUAACCCCGUCUAGACUCCAGCGAAUGAAAGCGUGCCAAGGCAGUUUAUCGUCCAGUGUACGGUACCUGCGCAGACGACCUACUGCACCCCCACACUGUACUUUGGCAACCUAUCUGCCGUGGAAGGAAGUGCUUUGGUGCCGUGGUGGGGGUGUAAAGCAUUUCGGUCUCCGCGAAUUCGUCAUUGAAGCCGUUUUACCAUUUGCACAUGGGGAUAGCCAGGAGUCUCGAUAUUCACUACAUCUCGAUAGCUCGAUAACAGCAUCCAUACCCCGCAGCUCAAGUCUCACGAAUUAUUCAGCAACUGGAAGCCGGCGUCUCCUUUUACACACAAAUUUUCAUAACAUCGCCAAAAAGCAGCACGCAAACAUGCCCAAGCUCAACGGACAAGAAGUUGGCCAGAUCGGCUACGGCCUCAUGGGCCUCACAUGGCGACCCCAGCCCUGCUCAGAGGAGCAGGCUUUCGAGGCCAUGCGCACCGCCCUCGCCAACGGCAACAACUUUUGGAACGGCGGGGAAUUCUACGGAACGCCAGAGUACAACAGCAGCACCCUCCUGGAGCGCUACUUCGCAAAGUACCCCGAGGACGCCGACAAGGUCGUCCUGAGUAUGAAGGGCGGCCUCAUCCUCCCGCAGCUCAAGCCCGACGGCUCGCCCGAGAACGUCCGCCGCUCUCUCGACAAGAUCCUCUCCCAGCUCGGGGGCAGGAAAAAGGUUGACAUUUUCGAGUGCGCGCGGCGGGAUAAGAAUACGCCCCUCGAGGUCACGUUCGGCGUCAUUCAAAAGGAGUACAUUGACACGGGCAAAGUUGGCGGCAUCACACUCUCCGAGGUCUCGGCGGCCACCAUCCACGAGGCCGUCAAGGUAGCCAAGAUUGUCGGCGUCGAGGUCGAGCUCAGCUUAUUCUCGACCGAACCCCUAACCAACGGCGUCGCCGCCGCGUGCGCGCAGUACGGCAUCCCCAUCAUCGCCUACUCGCCCAUCGGUCGUGGCAUGCUCACGGGCGAGGUCAAGUCGCUCGACGACAUUCCCCAGGGCGACAUGAGGCGGCACAUGCCCCGCUUCCAGCCCGACACGUUCGACAUCAACAUCAAGCUCGUGGAGCAGGUCGAGGCGCUGGCCAAGAAGAAGGGCGUCACACCCGCACAGCUAGCCAUCGGCUGGGUCGUCGCCCUCUCCAAGAGGCCCGACGUGCCCGAGAUCAUUCCCAUCCCGGGUGCCACGACGGCGGCGAGGGUCACGGAGAAUGCCAAAUUGGUGGAACUCACCGAGGAGGAGAUGGCAGAGAUUGACGCGACGCUGGCCAAGUUCGAGGUCGCAGGUGGCCGCUACCCCGACGGUGCCCCCGUCAACACCUAA
Colletotrichum lupini is the source of this 6000-nucleotide messenger RNA. RefSeq names its product CAP-Gly domain-containing protein. The transcript is spliced from 15 exons. Lineage: Eukaryota; Fungi; Ascomycota; Sordariomycetes; Glomerellales; Glomerellaceae. The record is from RefSeq and is a predicted model, not a curated record. The coding region runs from base 1 to 6000 and encodes 1999 amino acids. Gene Ontology annotation, cellular component: cytoplasm. Gene Ontology annotation, molecular function: metal ion binding; protein binding.